Molecule: messenger RNA, 7135 nt
Organism: Eublepharis macularius
Lineage: Eukaryota; Metazoa; Chordata; Lepidosauria; Squamata; Eublepharidae
Gene: DHX57
Product: DExH-box helicase 57
Exons: 24
Coding region: 102-4199 (1365 amino acids)
Cellular component (GO): intracellular anatomical structure
Molecular function (GO): ATP binding; metal ion binding; RNA binding
Source: RefSeq, a predicted model, not a curated record
GCAGGCUCUGACAGGUGGCUGGGAUCGAAAUGACGGGAUAGCAGCGCGCAUUUGAGGAAGUCGCAAGGAAGUGGGGGGUCGCCAAAGUUAAGCAGAAGAAAAUGAGUUCAUCAGGGAAGAGAAGAGGAAAACCCAACAGAGGAGGUGGAAGACAAGGGAAAGGGCAAGGAGGAGGAAGUGGUAGACCUUCAAGGAAGCAUCAAGCCAGUGGAAGCAAAAAAGGCUCAAACAAAUUAUUCAGUGAUGGUGACUUCUGCAUUUCUAGUGUAGCAAGAGAUGUUUGCAGUGCACCAAACUUUGUUAGCGAAAGAAAUGGACAGACCAGAUCUGGAGCCAAAGCAAAGAUGCCUCUUCAGACUUUGCAUAUGACUUCAGAGAAUCAGAAGAGAGUGAAAGAACUUCUUCAUGAGCUCCAAAGACAAGACCUUGCAGCUGGUUUGGAGGUACCUAUAUCAGGGAGAGAAGACAGUGAUGAAACAGAUUACUUUGAUGAGGAGGAAUUUUGUUCAGAAAAUGAAUCAGUUUCUAAAACUACCGCAAGCACUUCUUUUCAUCCAGCUGUGAACCACAUUUCAGAGACUGAAGUUUCUUCCUUUGCUGUGAACAAACUUUCCAGAUAUGGCUUUGAUGGUGAACGUUGUCAAGCAAUGCUGAAGUCCUGUAACGGUAACAUUGGGGUGUCACUGGAGCACUUGCUAUUGCAGUGCUUCUCAGAAAAAUUUGGGCAGAGGAUGCAGAUCACAGAAAGUGCUGCUCAGGCAAGCAUUGAAAACUGUUUGGAACAAAGACGGGAAGAGGCUUUUGCCCUCUGUUCCAUCUGUGGAGACAAAUUUGUGGAAAGAAUUCAAAACAGAGUUUGGACAGCUGCGUUAGACUUGGCGUACCUCACAGAUAUUCUCAGUGAGCAAAAGCAAAGGAACAACACCAACAAUGGGCUAAAACCAGCUUCUUUGGGAGUUUGUAAAUAUUACCUCCUAGGAGACUGCAGGUUUGGAUCAAAAUGCAAAUUUAAGCACGAACAUCCACACCAGCAACAAGGGCUUCCAAGCAUUAAAGAAGAUGCUCAUCUCAGAGUGGACACUCCUGUGUAUGAACUUGAAGUAAGAUUUCCUGAGGGUAACAAAUAUCCUUACCAGCCACCCCUUCUGGCAUUCUAUUCUACUAACGAGAAAUUGCCUCUGGCUUGUCGGUUGCACAUCGCUGAAUUCCUGUAUGAAAAGGCCUUAACGUCAUCUGAGUCUAAUGAACCUGUUGUUUAUGCUUUAAUAACAAGCUUGGAGGAUGAAGCCGAGGUAACAAAACUGCUUACUAAGACUUCUCACAAAUACAGUGUUCCUCAUCUGCCUUUGUUGACACCAUCCUUGGCAGGAACGCCAGCAGAUACUGAGAAGCAAGCACUUUCAAAUAGCACUUGUGUUGCCUAUCAGAAUUCUGAAGCAGCAAAAGAAUUGGUAGUGGAAGAAGAAGAGGAGGAUGGUGAAGAACUACAGACCGUUCACAUACAGAGUGAGAGUUAUGUGAACUUUAGAAAGAGCCUUCUGAGGAAGUACAGCACUGAAGCAAAAUCCAUUGUCAAAGAGAAUGUUAAAAUUUGCAAACAAUUCAGCUUAAAGAAGUCUUCUAGGCACUACCAGGCCAUGUUGCAAGAAAGGCAAAAACUUCCUGCAUGGAAAGAGAGGAAGACCAUUCUUGGCUUGCUGAACAAACACCAAGUCUUGGUUGUGAGCGGUAUGACUGGAUGUGGAAAGACCACUCAGAUUCCUCAGUUUAUCUUGGAUUCCUCAUUAGAAGGACCUCCCAGUAAGGUAGCAAACAUCAUCUGCACCCAGCCUCGGAGGAUCUCUGCCAUUUCUGUGGCUGAACGAGUAGCCAAGGAGCGAAUGGAAAGAGUUGGGGUCACAGUUGGAUAUCAGAUCCGCCUAGAAAGUGUCAAGUCUUCAGCUACCCGGCUGUUGUUCUGUACAACUGGAGUUCUUCUUAGAAGACUAGAAGGGGACUUGACCUUACAAGGACUCACCCAUGUUAUUGUUGAUGAAGUCCAUGAGAGGACAGAAGAAAGUGACUUCUUGUUGCUCAUUUUGAAAGAUAUGAUGGCUCAAAGGCCAGAUCUCCGUAUAAUCCUGAUGAGUGCAACUCUGAAUGCAGAACUCUUCUCUCAGUACUUUAACUCCUGUCCAGUUGUUAACAUACCAGGCAGGACAUUCCCUGUUGACCAGUUUUUUCUUGAAGAUGCGAUUGCAGAGACUCGGUAUGUCUUGGAACAUGGCAGUCCAUACAUGCGUAAUGCAAAAAAAACUGCAGACAAGAAUCCCAAAGCAAGGCACUUAAGGACUGCUGCGGAAGAGGUAGAAGAAGACCUGGAGCAUGCUGGCCUUCUGCAGAGCACAAGGAGCUGCAGGGUCAAGGAUUCAGUCCCAGAUCAGCAAUUACUGUAUCAUCAGCUAGUGAGACGCUAUACAGGUCUCAACAAUUCAGUAUUAAAAACAAUGGCAUCCAUGGAUUUGGACAAAGUGAAUCUUGAAUUAAUUGAGGCCUUAUUGGAGUGGAUUGUCUGUGGCAAACAUUCAUAUCCACCAGGCGCAGUGCUGAUAUUUUUGCCAGGCAUGGAAGAAAUUAAAACCCUUUACAAGCAAUUGCAGUCUAAUGCACUCUUCAAUAACCGGCACAGUAAGCGCUGUAUGGUUUACCCACUCCAUUCCACACUUUCCAGUGAAGAGCAACAGUGUGUGUUCCUGAAGCCUCCUGCAGGGGUAACCAAGAUCAUUAUAUCUACCAACAUUGCAGAAACGUCCAUUACCAUUGACGAUGUGGUCUAUGUGAUUGAUUCGGGGAAGAUGAAAGAAAAGAGAUUCGAUCCAAGCAAAGGCAUGGAAAGCCUGGAGGAUACAUUUGUGUCCAAAGCCAAUGCCUUGCAGAGGAAAGGGCGAGCAGGUCGUGUCGCUUCUGGAGUUUGCUUUCAUCUCUUUACCAGCCAUCAUUAUAAACACCACCUUUUAAAGCAGCCAGUACCUGAAAUCAAAAGAGUGCCAUUGGAACAGCUGUGUCUUCGAAUUAAGAUUUUGGAAAUGUUUUCCACGCAAAGCCUUCACUCUGUUUUAUUGCGAAUGAUUGAACCACCAACAUCUGAAUCUCUACAUGCCACAAAACUGCGGCUGCAGGAUGUCGGAGCCUUAACUUCAGAUGAACAACUCACUCCUUUGGGGUAUCAUUUGGCUUCCUUGCCUGUUGAUGUAAGGAUUGGGAAGCUAAUGCUGUUCGGCACCAUCUUCCGCUGCCUGGAUCCUGCGCUGACUAUAGCAGCAAGCCAGACCUAUAAAACCCCUUUUGUCUCUCCAUGGGACAAAAGAGAGGAGGCGUUUAAGAAAAAGCUGGAAUUUGCAAUAGGAAACAGUGAUUAUCUAGCUCUUCUCCAAGCAUAUAAGGGAUGGCGUCUAACUUUAAAGGAAAGUUUUCAAGCGAGUUACAACUUCUGCAGGCAGAAUUUUUUGUCAGAAAGUGUUCUUCAGGAAAUGGCAAGUUUAAAAAGGCAAUUCACCGAGCUACUGUCUGAUAUUGGAUUUGUGAAGGAGGGACUCAGAGCCAAAGAUAUUGAGAGGAACGGGUCUUGGGGAGGUGAUGGCGUUCUGGAUGCUACAGGAGUAGAGGCAAAUGCCAACUCGGAGAAUGUCAAAUUGAUAUCUGCUAUAUUAUGUGCUGCUCUGUAUCCCAAUGUAGUUCAGGUGAAAACUCCAGAUGGGAAGUAUCAGAAGACCAGUGCAGGAGCUGUUAAGAUGAAACCAAAACCUGGGGAGUUAAAAUUUGUUAUAAAAAAUGAGGGCUAUGUCCAUAUUCAUCCAUCUUCUGUAAACUAUCAGACCAGGCACUUUGAAAGUCCCUACUUGGUCUAUCAUGAGAAGAUAAAAACCAGCCGGGUAUUUAUUCGAGAUUGCAGCAUGGUGUCAGUCUACCCACUGAUCUUGUUUGGAGGAGGCCGUGUUAAUGUUUACCUCCAGAAGGGCGAGUUUGUGGUUUCCCUGGAUGAUGGAUGGAUUCGGUUUGUUGCAGCCUCGCACCAGGUAGCAGAACUAGUAAAAGAACUUCGCUGUGAGCUUGACCAGUUACUGCAAGAUAAAAUCAAAAACCCCAGCAUGGAUUUGCUCACCUGCCCCCGCGGAUCUCGAAUCAUUAGCAUGAUUGUAAAACUUGUGACAACACAAUAAUGUCAGCUACGGAGGAUUUGUUACAAAGACUUACAGGCAACCGUUGCUUGGAAGCAGAAUAAUAGGAACAUGGACAGAAGCACAACUGAUGGUUGUAUUGAUAUGGCACUGAUCACUAUAGGGCUGUGACAGGGAGCAUAAGGCGAAUCCAAAAGCUGCUUUCUCUGGAAUAGCCCUUAUGGAUUUACUGAAACUAAAGAAAGUAGUUGAUGGGUAGAAAUUGAAAAUCAUGUUUGCAUAUUUUAAUGAAAAGCGUUUCUUUUCUAGAAGUGCCCUUCCGUAUAAUAUUGAUUACAGUUUCUCAUCCUGACCAUGGAAACGUCUAAAACAAUGUAGAAAGAUUAAUGCUGAUGAUUCUUGUCAAUAUAGUUCUUUUUCUCAUCUAAUAAAGCAUGUUAAGCUUCUUCCUGUGAAGGAAACUGUUGCUGUAUUGGUUUAGCUUUGCUCUUACAGCUAAACCAGGAUCCAAGUGGCUUACCAUAACAGGUAUCUGCAUUUUUCUAAAUCCAAAAAUGGAUCUUGCUGUGCCAAAAAUUCUGUCAGUAAACUCCUCAGUAUGGGAAUAAGUGUAAACUGAUGCAACUCAUCAAAGACAAUGGUUCUUACUAAUUCUACAAGAGAGUAGAGUUUAAAGAGUUACAAUACUUUCCAUCAGUUUCAGUUGACUGUGAAAUGGUGGCAACUCCUUUUUUCUUUCAAGACUAGGUUGUACAGUUUACACUUAUCAGAGGAGGAGGAGAUGUUUUUAAAAUGCUCCUUUGUGUUUAAAAAAAACCCACCUCACUGCAAGUAAAAAAUCUAAUUCAACAGAAAACUUCUAGUAUUGUCCCCUCCCUCUUGCGGUAGUUUGCAUGGAUUCAAGGCUUAUUUCUGACAAUAUUCACCUUUGGGGAGAGGGGGAAUUGGUGGAAAUCGUUGCAACCUUAUCUACAAGUAUUGGCACCUUAAAAAAAAAAAGCACUGGACAUGUUUAGUGGAAGGUGUUACAAGACCACAACAUGCAAAGCAUCCUCUACAUGUGUAGAGUUUGUUACCCAGGACAAUUAUCUUGGACAGAACAGUCUAGUGUAUACCUGCUGCGUCACAAUCUGACUCAGCAUUCCAGUUAAGAAGGAAAAAGAGAGACUGAAUCUCAAUUAAGAACACCUUUAUUCUGCUAACAGGCUUGAGAAUACCCCUUUUAUAGGAUGUGAAGUAGCUAGACGUCAAUGGUUUCUGUUACUUGAGUUUGGGAUGUGCAGUGGGAUUGUAGAAAAAGGGGCGGGGAGAGUCUGAUUUCCCACUGGUGAAUUUGGAGUGAGUUCAGAUGCAAGAUCAUCUAGGGAAAGUGGAAGUCCUAAGAAUGGGCAUGUGAGGAGCAGUGCUGGGGCACAUCUUGAUUACAUAGGUGGAGUGAUUAAGUUACCCUCAAGUUGGCUGAUUCAGGCCUCUUGGACAAAGUGGUUUGAUGGCCUGCCUUGGGCCUGUGAUUGAAUUACUAGAGGUGGCUGUAUUGUGAAGGAGCCUCUGGGCCCUCAGGUUAUUGUCACAGAAUCACAGAGUUGGAAGGGGCCAUACAGACUUUCUAGUCCAACCCCUUGCCCAAUGCAGGAUGAGCCUAAAGCAUCUCUGACAAGUAUUCAUCCAGCCUUUUCUUGAAAACUGCCAGUGAAGGGGAGCUCACCACCUCCCUAGGCAGCUGAUUCCCACCUUUGAACUACUCUGUGAAAAAGUUUUUCCUAAUAUCCAGCUGGUACCUUUCUGCAUGUAAUUUAAGCCCGUUGCUUUGGUUCCUAUCCUCUGCUGCCAACUGGAACAGCUCUUUGCCCUCCUCCAAAUGACAGCCUUUUAAAUAUUUAAAUAAGAGCAAUCAUGUCCCGCUUCAAUCUCCUCCAAACUAAACAUUCCCAAAGCUCAGCCUUUCCUCGUAGGGCUGAGUCUCCAGACCCCUGAUCGUUCUCGUCACUCUCUUCUACACCUUAAUUUUGUCCACAUUUUCUGCACCCUCUCAAUCCUGCAAACUUGAGCCAGUUACUCAUGACCUGGGAUGUGAAGGAGCUCUGGAGGCUAAGGGCGUUCUUUGGAGCAUUCCAGCAGUCAGACCACUCUUAAACGGGACCAUCCAAAAGGAUUCCUGCAAGUUUCAGGGCCUCCUGACUUGAUACCAAUACUGGCAGUCAAGUCAGAGGAUCUUUUGGGGGUGAUCAAAUGCAGGCGUCCUUGGGCAGGGUCAGCCUCAUAGGUAAUAGUGGAGAACUGGGGAAAGGGCAUUCUCCACCUGUUGUGUUACAUGGUACAGAGCACUCUUCUGUUUCAUUCUGUGGCAUGUGUAGACCUAGCCAGCCUGAGAUUUGAUAGAGAACCAAAGCAAAUAUAGUCAUGAGCGUACUACUGGCUUGUCUUGAGCCCACAAUAGGGGUCUUAUUUUGGUACAGUUGGUUACGCUUUGUGGCCUUAGGUAGCCUGGCAGCUUUUUAUAUAACAGGCACAGCACAAUUACAUUAAUGGGGGACCCUCUGAAUUCAAUAAUAUAAAUUUGUACCUCAUAAUCCCACGUAACAAACAUUUGUCUUGGGGAGGAAAAUAUCUAAAUGAGGAUAGCUCCAGUAAUAAAAUUUAUCAGUGUAUUUUUGGACAAUUUACUGUGAUUUUGCAUUACUUUGUCCAGUUUGGUGUAGUGGUUAAGAGCACGGGACUCUAAUCUGGAGAGCCGGGUUUGAUUCCCCACUCCUCCACAAAGCCAGCUGGGUGACCUUGGGCGAGUCACAGUUCUCUUGAGCUCUCUUAGCCCCACCCACCUCACAGGGUGAUUGUUGUGGGGUAAUAAUAACACUUUGUAAACCGCUCUGAGUGGGCAUUAAGUUGUCCUGAAGGGCGGUAUAUAAAUCGAAUGUUGUUGUUGUUUGUUGGUUGAAAAAAACAAUGAACUCUUCAAAUAAAUAGUGAUUGCUAAACUA